This is a messenger RNA of Spodoptera litura, 3944 nucleotides long. It is a transcript of the gene Cmtr1, whose product is annotated as Cap methyltransferase 1. Gene Ontology annotation, cellular component: nucleus; cytoplasm. Gene Ontology annotation, biological process: methylation; 7-methylguanosine mRNA capping. Lineage: Eukaryota; Metazoa; Arthropoda; Insecta; Lepidoptera; Noctuidae. Gene Ontology annotation, molecular function: nucleic acid binding; methyltransferase cap1 activity. The record is from RefSeq and is a predicted model, not a curated record.
UAAGUACACAGAUCUACUUACUACGUCCAGUUAAUUAUGGUCUAAAAUAAUUCAUGUUUUUAGUUUAUACCCGGGUCUUUCCUGAGUGUCCUUUUGAGCUGAAGCAUCGAGAAAUACAUAAUUUAUAAUACUAGUGUUAUUUCAUGUAUGUUUAGCAGUUUACUGUUAUAAACAUUUGAGCUUUCUUAAUGUGGCACAGUGACGGUUUAUUAAUACCAUUCGACGUAUUAUUUUAGUGCAUUGCAUACAGAUUUAGUGGUAUUCAAGGCCGUACGAUGAAUCUUUCAGACCCUUCUGAUGAGGAGAGUAGCAGUGAUGAGAGCACCACAAUACCAGCGAAGCGAUCUCGAGCGGACACGUAUGGAGCAUCAUCAACGACAUCCCAUGGCUCUGCUCUUCAAGAAUCAGAUAAGGACAGUCCAGACACACCAGUUUUUGACAGCUAUGGAGGUGAUUUUCAACAACCAGGGAAAAUAAGGCAAAGUUAUGGUGACCAAAGUCCUGAAGAGAAUAUAAGGUUAAGCAGAAGUAGUUUAAGUGAAAAUUGUUCAUCACCAAAUGAUAAUCAAUAUGAUGAUUAUCGGCCAGUAUUUGAUGAGGCAGAAGGGGGCGAAGAAUCUGGGCGUCCUAGUUUCCUGGAUUCUGGAGAUGCUUUCUACAAUAAGAAUAAUGAACACAACAAAAAUUUUGAGGAUGCAUACAGUGCAAAGUAUUCAGACAAAUCUAAGCGAAUCAUGAUGAAUAUGGGUUUUAAACCAGGAAAAGGUCUAGGUAAAUUUGAACAUGGUAGAACACAACCUGUAGAGGCAUCAGCUCAAAAAGGUCGCAGAGGUUUGGGAGCUAAACCUUCAGCUGUAGGAGCAUUGCCGGAAGAUAUCAAAGAAGUAACAGAGGAAGCCAAGCCAGAAGCAAGGGAACAAGUGUUAUGGCUCGAUCCUGCCCCAGAUGAACCAUUAUCUGGUGAUCUGUUGGAGAAAUGGCUUCGACGAGGCACCAAAAAAACAACUAUUGAUGAUGAAACACAUUUUGUUGACCCUGCUAUUUUAAAAGGGGUAUUGGAUUCUAAGACCAUUUUUGACAGUUUAGAUGAUGAAGAUUUACGUCAUGCGAGAUAUCGAAGUAAUCCUUAUGAGACUAUUGGUUCAGUAAUAUUCUUGAACAGAGCUGCAGUGAAGAUGGCCAAUAUUGAUGCUGUAUUUGAUUUUAAUUUCACUAACCCUAAAAAGCAAAAUGGAGAAGAUGCUGUAGAUAAGAAAGAAAUCUUGUAUUUUGCUGAUGUAUGUGCUGGUCCAGGAGGAUUUUCAGAAUAUGUGUUGUACCGUAAAGGUUGGAGAGCAAAAGGUUUUGGUUUUACAUUAAAAGGGCCAAAUGACUUUAAGUUAUCAGAUUUCUAUGCUGGAUCACCUGAAACUUUCAACCCAUAUUAUGGGGUGAAGAAUGAUGGCAAUAUAUUUGAUCCUGCAAAUUUGAUAUCAUUGAAGGAGCAUGUAUUGAAGCAAACUGAUGACAAAGGAGUACAUUUUCUUAUGGCUGAUGGUGGUUUCUCAGUGCAAGGCCAAGAAAAUAUACAAGAAAUAUUGUCCAAGCAGCUCUACCUAUGUCAGUGUCUAGCAGCAUUGAUGCUUGUGAGGACUGGUGGCCAUUUUGUGGUGAAACUCUUUGAUGUGUUCACAUUGUUUAGUGUUGGCUUGAUUUAUAUAUUGUACAGAUGCUUUGAUAAAGUUUGCAUUCACAAGCCUGUGACGUCGAGACCUGCUAACUCCGAGCGAUACCUUGUAUGUUUGUGGAAGAGGUUGGGCACAGAACCAGCAGAACAGCACCUUGCGUCAGUUAACUCAAUAUUAUGGAGCGACGUUGAAAGGGGUGGAGACGUCACGCAACUUGUACCUUUAAGUGUUCUGGAAGAAGAUAAAAACUUCUUUGAAUACAUUUAUAAAAGCAAUUGCCUACUUGGUGAAAGACAAAUUCAAAAUUUACUUAAGAUAGCUAGAUACAGUAAAGAUAAAAAUUUAAAAGAAACUACUCAAGCAGAAAUGAAAGAGCAGUGUUUGGCAUUGUGGAAAUUGCCUGACGCAGUAAGAAUGCAGCCAGAACGUAGAGGGCAUGACGACACAUUAACAGCUAUCCGAUCUCUGAUAAAAAGACCGGGAUCUGAUUCUGAAAGCUUGUACUUUUUUAAAGCAAACAUAUUGAACAAACCGCCUAGCUAUUUAGAGAACCCAUCAGAACUAAAGACGUAUUUCAAAAAUAUAUUAGAUUGGCAUUUUGUGUUUUUGAGCAGCGGGAAAAAUAGUCCUGAUUUAAGAAUAUUUAUAGGAUGUGGUGGAAAACAAGUUUUUCAAUUGGAAUCAAAUUCGUGGAGGACAGUUGUAGAUUUACAUUUGACGUUACCGGCCAAAACACUGAUAUAUGGUGAAGUGGUUAAAGAAUAUCGGGGACAGGGAAACAAUCAAAUUUAUAGCAAAUCUUUGCACAUUAUUGAUGCUUUAAUGUUAGGUGGAAUUGAUAUUUCAGGAGAUUCUUUAACUGAAAGGAUAAAUCAAUGUAAUCUGUUUUGUUCAGCGUUAAAUAAACCGUUUGAUACUCAAGCUCUUCCAAUACGAACAAAGAGGCUAUACAGUAUGGAUCAAUUUGAAACAGCAGUUAGUAAUUUGGAGUAUCGUGCCAUGAAACGAGUGAAAAGAGCAAUAACUAUAAAUACGCCUGAUAGAAUAAACAGAAAUGAAAUGUUUUAUGUAGUCGGAUCUGUUUUGUUGCUAAAAGAAGUAAAAGAACCUUGGAUUGCGGUGAUAUCGAAGAGCAGUGGCCGUAAAUACUAUUUCAGUAUGGGUAGGGAUGGUAAGAGAAAUAGUGAGUACGAAAUACCACCAGGCGCCAAGCUGGAUAUGUUGAGCGCACACACACGACGUGUUAUGUGGCCUUGGGAGCCAUCAGCCAGUGCUAUAUUCGACAGCCAAACUAGAGACAGUGUCACACGAGCUGACAUGGAGGAAUAUAUCACAAGUGUGUUGAAUAAAUAAAUUACAGAUAACACAACUUACGAAGCCCGAUUUCACAGUACAGAAAGGCGUAUGUUAAUAUAGAAUAGAUAUAGGAAUACUUUGUUAUUUAAUUAUUAAGCUUUAAAUAAAUUCUUUAUCAAUAAUUUUACAAUAACGAUAGUAAUAUGGUGACGCGAUCCCCCUUUUGUACACAGAAACUUGUCUCUAAUCAGUUUAAAAUUAGUGAUGCAAUGCUGUGUACUUUUAUGAUUCAGAAUAAAAUAAAGUUUGUAAAGUAAUAAUUCUAUUGUAUUAAAUGAUUUCAAUGUUUAAGUAAUUUUUUAUCUAACAUGUAAUAAUAUCUACAUAUGUUCACGCACACCUUUCCCUCAUGGGCAUUGACAAAAUCACAAUCACAAAAUUACAUCUUGCAUUCUUCUCUUGAGAUUCUUGCAUUUAGCCUCAUGGCUAUACACAACCACAUGGUUUAACUUUUACCUUAGAGCAUUCAUAAUAAUUAUGCUCUAAGGUAAGACUAUUCCUUCCUAUCUUAUGAGAACCUCGUAAAUGAGGUCAAUAUGUGAUGUGCGUCUCCUGCCUUUAAACUUUUCAUAAUCAUAGGAUUAUCCGUUAUAUCGUUAAUUGUUUCCAUAUGUCCAAACCAUCAUUAUUGUUACCCUUUUAUUCACGAAAUCAUCCAUUGCAUAUUAUGUUGCGUAACAGUCUUAUCUCUACUCUACAAUCAGUAAUAAACUUCUAAAACAACACAAAAAUAAGUAAUAAUAAGAUAGUAUUUCAAAAUUUUUGUUUGCUUUUGCUACUUAGCAAAAAUCACUUUUCCUACUUGUCAAAUCGGGCCUUAUAGAUUUGGGACUGACUGUUUUUAUCCAUUUCAUUUAAUUUAGUUAUUAUUUAAGGAUAAAUAAAUAUUAAUUAAACAAAUAGGUAAAAUAUAAUAAGGAU